AUGCUGACCACCGAAUUGACACAGCAGCUGGGCAUCAAGCACCCCGUUAUGCUGGCUGGCAUGGGCCAGGUAUCGGGAGCCUCUCUCGUUGCCGCAGUGAGCAAUGCCGGUGGUCUGGGUGUUGUGGGGGGUGCUCUGUAUUCACCCCAGCAGCUGAAGGAUAUCUUACAAGAUGUAAAGAGUCGUCUCAAAUCACCGGAUACCCCCUUCGGCGUUGACCUGUUGAUCCCUCAAGUUGGUGGAAAUGCACGCAGAACAAAUUUCGACUAUACAAAUGGCAAGCUGAGCGAACUUAUUGAUGUCGUGGUAGAAAUGGGCGCCAAGCUUUUUGUGUCAGCCGUUGGUGUACCGCCAACAUGGGUGGUAGAAAAGCUUCACAGAGGUGGAGUGUUGUACAUGAAUCUUGUCGGACAUCCCAAGCAUGUCCGCAAGGCAUGCAAUGCAGGUGCCGAUGGUAUAAUUGCACAGGGCUACGAGGCUGGCGGCCAUACUGGUGACAUACCAUCUAGCAUAUUGCUGCCCGCAUGUGCCGAUAUUUGCAGGCAAUAUCGGUCUCCAAUGACAGGAAAGCCUGUUCUCUUGGUGGCCGGCGGGGGUAUGUUCGACGGAAGAAGCCUUGCUGCUGCUAUCAUGCUGGGAGCUAGUUCUGUAUGGAUUGGCACUCGAUUCGUGACAGCGAAAGAAUCGGAGGCACCGCAAAGUGCAAAAGAAGCGCAAGUAAUUUGUCUCCAGGAUGCCACUUGA
Molecule: messenger RNA, 744 nt
Organism: Exophiala oligosperma
Lineage: Eukaryota; Fungi; Ascomycota; Eurotiomycetes; Chaetothyriales; Herpotrichiellaceae
Exons: 6
Coding region: 1-744 (247 amino acids)
Molecular function (GO): nitronate monooxygenase activity
Source: RefSeq, a predicted model, not a curated record